Molecule: messenger RNA, 2790 nt
Organism: Penicillium chermesinum
Lineage: Eukaryota; Fungi; Ascomycota; Eurotiomycetes; Eurotiales; Aspergillaceae
Gene: sha1
Product: putative calmodulin-binding protein Sha1
Exons: 3
Coding region: 1-2790 (929 amino acids)
Biological process (GO): spindle organization; establishment of meiotic spindle localization; mitotic cell cycle
Cellular component (GO): spindle pole
Source: RefSeq, a predicted model, not a curated record
AUGUCUGGAAUCCUCGGCGAAGCAGUCACUCCAUGUCCAUCCCGGUCGAGGUCUUCUGGAUUUCGAAGCGACAGUGAAACAUUGGAUAGUUUCCUCAACGAAGAUACCGACUAUGAGCCCACCGGGCAAAUCGAAUAUACGACAGAGAUCAAAGCACCGACUUUAAAAAGCAGUCGUCCCCGUCGGGUCAAUCGCGUGAGAUCGGUGUUCCAAAUUCAUGAAGACGUAGGGGAGAAACCAGGUGGUAUAGUUGAGAAACGCAGGAGAGAGACAGGAUCUAUCAGCGCCCCGGCAAAUCGCAAAUCUUCCUUGCUCGCUCAGCCAGCGCAACGAUUCCGCCCAAAAGUCAACUUUGCACCAGACUUUCCUCGCACAGCCAAAGAAAAGACUGAGACACAAUCGAAGCCAGUGAAGUCUGUCACAAAUACCAUCCGAGGGGCCGUAUCUGCCAAAAGCCGUGAUUCCGGUGAGCAAUCAUCACCGCAGAGUCUGGUUCAAACACUCAAAAAGGAUGUCCGUCGCAAUACUGUCUACAUUCCGCCGGAUGAUACCACCAUUGCCAGCGCUUUUAUGGAGCUGUUCAGCCCCAUGAAGAAGGACGUGUCGCUGCAGCAAACCUCGGAUGAAACACAAACCAAUACUCUAGAAGCACAGAUAGCACGGCGAAAAUAUACCCCGGGGAGUUUUUUCGAUCUUGAUUGCAAGAUCAACACCAAGAAGGAAGUUUUCCCAAGGCCAGGGGUCAUUCCUAUAUCGGCAUCGAAGCCCGUGCGUCAAAAUGCGACUCGCCAAUUGACAAUACCCAAAUCCACCGAUUUUGGCGUGGCCGCGAAGCAUCCAAGUCCCAAGCGAGCGGCUUUAUCCGAUAAGAAAAAUCUCCUUCAAGUAUCGCCAUGCUCUGUUCGUCACAAAUCUGAUGACAAUGACGUUACCUCAUCGAAAAAGGCGGUUCACAGCGCCACGUUCAAUGCGCGGGCAUCUGCUUUGGCGGAACGUCUCGGCCGCACAUCGCUGAGCAAUGCUUCGAAGACUGGCCGUCACGGAUUUUUGAAGAUGAACGAGCUCAAUAGGGAAUAUCCCAAGUUGGCAGAGGAUAUUUCAAAGCCUGCUCUUUAUGCAGACGACUGGCUGUCUCACCAGGAAACUGUGAUCGCCCAACUGUGCAAUUCACUGUUCGAGUACACCAGUGGUGAAUCGUCUUUCCAGGACCAAAGCACCCUUCGUCUUGAGUUACUUGAGAUAUAUCACACCAAAUACUUUGUCCAAUUGCAUCAGAAGAUCCAGGCCUCCUUAUCGUGUGGAACUCUGAGUAUGUCUAAGGAAACACUUAUUCGCAACAACCGCUUGAGACGAGACGUUGGUCUUCGCCGCAAAUUUCUCGACCUAUGGAUAAAAUCCUACGAUUUACGUGCACUGACCGCUGCGUUGGAGACCGUGAUUGGGCGUCAGGUCUCCAAUGACCCGUAUCUGUUUGGCACUAACACACUGGGUUCGCCCGAAAGCCCAGGAAGACGCAAGAGAGUUAUUGCCAAAAAGUUGGAAGGUUUCCUUGACACUUUUUUGCUUCGCAACGACGACCUUGGUGAAAUGCUGCCUGCACAUAAGGACUCUGCAGAUGCUCAGGCCAAAGCUUAUCACCGCACGGUCCUCCGAUGCAUCAUGCUUAUUGUUCUUCUCGACAAAGGCAAGCAGAGCCCUCACUCUAGCUUUCCCCGGAAGCUCUUCACGCCCACCUCCAACUUCAAAUCCUCGAUCGAAGUACUUCAGGCCGUCACGCGCCUUCUGCUGCCUUCUUUGCUCUUUUUCAGUCCCCGGCACAUGCAGUCCGAUUUGGAAGACCAAACUGUGACUCUCAAUACGGGGGAAGCGCUCUCUCUCCUGGGUGGCGAAGCCGAUGUUCCUCUGUCUAAGCAUUUGAAGUAUCCAUGCAUGAGCCGAGCUGCUAAGAUCUUCAAUGUACAGGUCGCUCUGUCAGCUCUUCGUUCUGUUAACGGGUCCUGUGCCAUUGUGGAAAAUGUUCGGGCUGAAGAAAUUGUGGAUGGUUAUCGCGAAAAGACAAUUUCCCUUUUGUGGGCACUCGUUAGCAAAUGGGGACUAGCUGGCUUAGUCGACUGGGAAGAUCUCAACAAAGAAAUCGCUCGCUUGAAGCGAAAAGCGGUUUCACAACUUGGACCCGUGGUCGAAGAUCAAGACUGGUUUACCGGAAUCGGGCUCAAUGAACCAGAUGAUCACACUCGCGAUCUUCAUCAAUGGGCUGCAAUCUUGUCUGCUUUGAAGAACAUUUCUAUCAGCAAUAUGACCACUUGUUUCUCUGAUGGAAAAAUCUACGAGAGCAUUGUUGACGAAUAUCAACCGUACAUCACUGGCACCUCUCACACUCAAAAUACAAUGUCGCUGAGCUCCCGACUACGUCUCCUGGGAUGUGAUUACCAAUUUGCACAGCUCGUCUCUCCAGGCACUGAAUCCCCCAUUCUUGACCGCGACUUCACCUUUGGUGCUCUCGCAUUUCUUUGCUCUCGGCUCCUCUCGGCCUCGAAGAACGCUCGAGCAGCCACGAUCUUGCAACGUGCCUGGCGUGCUCGCUUGGCAGCUCGAGACGAUGCCCGUCGCACCAUAGCGAAGAGUCUCGCUGAGCACUGUGCAGCAGUUGUUCAAACCCGAAACGAGAUCCUUUGGGCAAAAGCAGUCAUUGCUCGAUGGUGGAGACAGGUCCAGUCCCGAAGAGAACGACAAGCCGCACGGCGUCAGCCUACGCGAAAACGCAGCAGGCAACCCACGGGGUGUCUUUAG